Molecule: messenger RNA, 1686 nt
Organism: Vitis riparia (riverbank grape)
Lineage: Eukaryota; Viridiplantae; Streptophyta; Magnoliopsida; Vitales; Vitaceae
Exons: 5
Coding region: 103-1476 (457 amino acids)
Molecular function (GO): kinase activity
Source: RefSeq, a predicted model, not a curated record
AGAUUUGGAGACCCCUGGAGGUGGGCUGAGGAAGCGACCUCCACCCAUCCCCGCCACCACCACCACGGCCACCGCCACCCUCAAAAAUAGUACAAAAUUUCCAUGUCAUUUAUAGGAACUAUGUCGUUCUCUAUCCUUCCUCCUACUUCUCCGCCUUGCGCCACCACCAAGGCUCUACUCUCCACCGUUCCUCUUUUCUCGCUUUCCCCCCACCCUUCAUCUUCCCUUAAAACCCACCAAAUCCCCACCACAUAUUCCCUUUUUUCUUGCUCUACAAGGACUAUGAAAGCCCCAAGGUGUUCAUUUUCAAGGUUGAGUGGUGGAGGAGAAGACGAUGAGGAUGAGGAUGGAGAAGAAGUAGCAGAGGAGGAAGAGAUGGGUGCUUCUGUGGUGCCUGAGAGAUGGGAUGUGUUGGGUCUUGGCCAGGCUAUGGUAGAUUUUUCUGGAAUGGUGGAUGAUGAAUUUUUAGAGAGAUUGGGACUAGAGAAGGGGACGAGGAAAGUUGUGAAUCAUGAGGAGAGGGGUAGAGUCUUGCAGGCGAUGGACGGUUGCAGUUACAAGGCUGCUGCUGGUGGAUCCCUUUCCAACAGCCUUGUGGCCUUAGCAAGACUUGGCGGUCGGUCCAUUGGAGGCCCCCCCUUAAAUGUUGCCAUGGCAGGCAGCAUAGGAAGUGAUCCCUUGGGCGGUUUCUACAGAACAAAAUUGCGUCGGGCAAAUGUGAAUUUUCUCUCUGCACCUGUUAAGGAUGGGACAACGGGGACAGUGAUAGUUCUCACGACUCCAGAUGCUCAGCGUACGAUGCUUGCAUAUCAGGGCACAUCUUCUACUGUUGAUUAUGAUGCAUGCUUGGCUAGCACAAUUUCAAAGACGAACAUACUUGUUGUCGAAGGAUAUUUGUUUGAACUUCCUGACACUAUCAGAACAAUUACAAAAGCAUGCAGGGAGGCGCAUCAGAAUGGUUCUUUAGUUGCAGUGACAGCAUCGGACGUCUCUUGCAUUGAGAGGCAUUACGACGAUUUUUGGGAAAUCAUAGGCAACUACGCCGGUAUCGUGUUUGCAAACAGCGAAGAAGCAAGAGCAUUGUGCCAUUUUUCCUCGAAGGAAAGCCCGGCCUCGGCUACUAGGUAUCUUAGCCAUUUUGUUCCCUUAGUAUCUGUCACUGACGGCCCAAGAGGCUCGUAUAUUGGCAUAAAAGGAGAAGCUGUAUAUAUCCCUCCUUCACCGUGUGUGCCAGUGGACACUUGUGGAGCUGGCGAUGCAUAUGCCUCCGGUAUUCUGUACAGUUUUCUCCGGGGAGUGUCUGAUGUGAAGGGCAUGGGCACAUUAGCCGCAAAGGUGGCAGCCACCGUCGUUCACCAACAGGGCACCCGGCUUAGUGUUCAUGACGCCGUUGAACUGGCGGAGUCAUUUGCAUUCCAUCUCAACAGUUCCACCAUCCGGUCGGACAUUGGUUCUGACCAUAUUUCUAGUCUGUGAUCCGGUUCUACCACAACGGCUCCACCGUUCGAACGUGACCAGGCAUUGGUGCCAACAUAAUUCCCUGGCGAUUCUUGGUCGAUUUGUCAAUUGUUUUUAGACUGAAUUCACAACAUUUUGCAACUCUGUACAUGAUGCUCCAUAUAGGGGGUGUUUGGUACGGAAUAGGGAAUGGAAAUGAAUAUUUUGUUUUCAUUCCCAUUUCUUAGU